ACUUCUACCUCACUACCAUUCUCACUUCUUCACUCUCAUUUCUUCUUCACUCAUUUCUGUUCUUCUCUGAGAGUUGAGAGAAAAACGUGGAGAGGAAAGGAAACAUGCAGUUCUAUGUGUUGGUAAUAGCAGCAGUGUUGGUUUCUCAUCAGCUUUUCGUUUUACCUGGAGUCAUGUGUAGAACCUUUGAGUUUGGAGAUCAAAAGACUUACUAUCCUCCUGACCCUCAUCAUGGUUCACCCAGGAGCCCUUCUCAUGGAGGCGGUGGAAGACCAUCUCAUGGUACUCCAUCAACCCCCUCCCACAGUACCCCAUCAACCCCAUCUCACGGAGGCGGAGGAGGCUGCCCACCAACUACUAGCACACCUUCUACACCAAGUCACAGCUACUCUCCUCCAACCACUCCAACGCCAGUUAUUGUUACACCUCCAACACCAGUUUAUGUUACACCUCCAACACCAACUAUAGUUACACCUCCUGUGAUCGUCACUCCUUCAACACCUACUGAUCCUGACUUUUCUUCGCCACCUACCCCUCUUAUUCCCGAUGACCCUAAUUUACCGCCCUUUAUCGGCACUUGCGAUUUCUGGAGGACACACCCAACUAUGGUAUGGGGACUUUUCGGCUGGUCGGCGUCCGUAGGAAGCAUUCUCGGUGGUGGUAUAGGAGGUGUUGCUUCUAUCCCAUCCUCUUUGGAUACAACGAUUACCUUGCCACAGGCAUUGUCAAACACACACACAGAUGGGAUUGGAGCACUCUACAGAGAAGGAGUAGCUAGUUUAUUGAACUCAAUGGUGACUCACAGGUUCCCAUUAACAACUGAUCAAAUCAGACAAGGGUUUGCACAUGCUCUUUCCUCUGAAAGGGCUGCUCUCAAUCAAGCUCAACUCUUCAGGAGAGCUAAUGAAGGCCGAUACAAACAUAGGGCUUGAACCAUGUUGACCCGCCACUGCUCAGCUUCUCAGGAUUUCUAGUACUGGAUCACUUUUAUAUUGUUUCUUUUAUGGAUGAUGGAUUAUGCAUGAAUUUUAUUAGUAUUUAGUUAAAAAGAUCUGUUGUCUUUUCUUUACUAGGACGUAAUUUUUACAAUUUGGUGGUUAUUAUGUUUUCAAGGUUUUAUUACAUGCAAAACCAACUUAUUCCUUCAAUCUUCACUACUGAUUAUGGU
Papaver somniferum (opium poppy) is the source of this 1168-nucleotide messenger RNA. RefSeq names its product protodermal factor 1-like. NCBI's taxonomy places the organism in Eukaryota, Viridiplantae, Streptophyta, Magnoliopsida, Ranunculales, Papaveraceae. Bases 105 to 932 code for a protein of 275 amino acids. The record is from RefSeq and is a predicted model, not a curated record. The transcript is spliced from 3 exons.